Haliotis rufescens (red abalone) is the source of this 2006-nucleotide messenger RNA. RefSeq lists its product as uncharacterized. The record is from RefSeq and is a predicted model, not a curated record. The transcript has 3 exons. Bases 415 to 798 code for a protein of 127 amino acids. Lineage: Eukaryota; Metazoa; Mollusca; Gastropoda; Lepetellida; Haliotidae.
AGCGAAUCGAUAGUCUCUCGAUAGUCGGACAUACAGGUAACUACAGUCCGACCGGCCCGGAUAUUGCUCGGCAGAGCUCGCACGAGGAAGAGACAGGUCUCACGCAGUUCUGUGAAAUCCGUUUAGAUUCAAUCCAUUUCAAUUCAGUCAACACACAUCGAUGUCUACAAAUAUUUCGGAGACAUUGUCCAAGAAACUUCACUCAAGGAAGUAACGAUUUCGCACCUUUUCCCUGUCGUCUGCUUGUGACCGCCUGCUUGGAUUAUCGUCUGCUCGGGCUAGGAUAAACGCCACGUUUCGCCCGCCUGUGAGGUGAAGUCAACUCGCCCCACCCAAACACAACUGAACACACGUGUUGAUGAUGUUGCAGUGAAAGAGAUGUCGUGGAAUGACGGCGGAGGGGGAACCUAAGACAUGACACUAAAAGGACUGGGUACCAAUGCCUCCAUUUACAAAACUCCCGACGACAGCCAAAGCUCCAACGACACAGAUUCAACAUGCACGGAAGUGGAGACCGUCCAGUCAAGCCUGUGCUGUCUGCAGGGAUGUUUGGCUGCCUCCGCUGUGGGUUUCGCCUUCUUUGUAGGGCUCCCGUCGGGAAUCCUGCUCGUGUUCUACGCCUCAAAGAACCAGGAACCGACGCUGCUUGCUGUAGGGGGCGUCUUGGUGGCACUUCCGGUCUUGACCCUAAUAAUUUUCUCCAUUAUCUGUCUGUUUAAAAGCAGAUUCAAGAGAUUAAACAAACGCAAGAACAAUUCCGUCCAGAAAGAUCCAGGAGAAGAUAACUCUAGGUAUUGAAUUGCUCACUUCCGGUUGAAUGUAUGACAAGGCUGAGAGGAGGUUUCCUUUGAAUUGUAUACGUUGUGAGAUGUCGUCGCUGAAAGCUGAAUAAUAGUUCAUGCGGCCGAAGCCAAUACCCACUCUCUCACACACUUUCUGAAAUCCAAAUAAAACGUAUCCGGUAUUGGGUGCUGCCACGUCUUUCAAAGGGGUGAUAUCUCAAAGUCCCAAUAAUGUCGGACGGAGCCGUGCCAUAGAAAAACAGACAUUCCUUAUUCGGUUUGGUUGUGAUAGCAUAAUGUCCGGAAUCCUCCCAAUUGACUGCCAACAGACGGAGUUUGUCCCUCGCUACACAUUGGAAUAUUACCGAAGCCUGGUUUAGCAAGCUUUGAAAACAGGGUUCCAAAUAUUGGUGCGAUCUAUUUGUCAGUACCACGAGGCAGCUGCUAUUACCACGUGACCUCGCCCAAAUAUUUCUGUCCAACUCGUCCCCGAACUCAUAUACAUAGUGGUGUCACAUAACAACAUAUUUAAAGGAUGCCAUUGAGCCACACCUGAAGGCUUGAAGAUCUAAAGUAACACGUGAUCUAAAUACGUCACAGUGGAAUUUCCUUUCUGUACACUUGCGGACUUUUGUGAAGAAAAAACCCAGUGAAGUUACAAAGAACAGCAUAAUGUAAGUCUUGUCCUGGAAUUAAGCAGCGCCAGGAAUGAACGCUCGAUGAUUACCAGUUCCUAGUGCGAGAUUCAUUUUUUGUAUAAUCUUUUUGUGGGAUAUUUUGCUAUGCGUGUGUCGUGGGCUGUUUUUUAAAGUCUGGUUGGUCAUCGUAUGUUAAAAUGAUUUCUAUAACGGACAACAAUAUGUGCCAAAUACAUAUGAAUAUUUUCUUAUCUGUGAGGUCCUUUGAUAUAUUUCGACAGGGAUAAUUGAUAAUUUCAUAUUUUUCAAAAAGAUGUCGAGCUAUGAACGCAGUGGUCAAAGGGAGAUAAUUAAUUACUGUAAAUCGGCCGUGUGUUUUCUAAGAUGAGAGUGAAGUGAAAGUAACUCCUCUUUUUCUCAAAACGUUGACUACGUAAAACUUUUUAGUAAUCCGUACCAUUCCGUGUCCGUAGCUGCAACAUAUAGAGAAUCUCACCCUCGUGUCUUUUGAUAUCAAAUAUAUCAUAUCAAUUGCAUAUUCCAUAUCAAAAGACACGAGGGUGAGAUUUUAUUUAUCAUCCAACAU